UAAAUAAAUAAUUAAGAAAAUUCCCCAAUUAAUUAAUUAUUUAUAACAAAACCAGAUAAGAUAAAUUAACCCUAAAUCUCAUCAUCAUCUUCAUCACUUCCCCUUCUUUUAUUUCGUGUAGUCUUAGGUUUAUCGAGAAGAAUAAUAAAAAGACAGCUAUAAUGCAUAAUCGAUCUUAUUACAGCAAUCGAGAGUGAAAGAGCAGCAGUCUCUCCAAUCUUACCUCUUUUUGAUUUAUUUAUUUUAAUUUAAUUUUGUUUUUCAGGAAGAGAAAAAAAAAAAGAAGAAGAAAUAAAUAGAAUAAUGGGGCGUCUGGAGAGCGCCAUGUCCGAUUUCCUCCGCCAAUGCGGCGGCGGCGCGGCGGUGAUCGACGGCGGACUCGCGACGGAGCUGGAACGCCACGGCGCCGAUCUCAACGAUCCUCUCUGGAGCGCCAAGUGUCUCGUCACUUCCCCUCACCUAAUCCGCGAUGUGCACCUGGAUUAUCUCGAAGCUGGCGCGGAUAUAAUCAUUACAGCCUCGUAUCAGGCGACGCUACAGGGGUUCGAGAGCAAAGGCUAUUCUCUCGAAGAAGGUGAGGGGUUGCUCCGAAAGAGCGUCCAGAUUGCGAUCGAGGCGCGGGAACUUUACUACGCGAGAUGCCGUGAAGCGUCGAACGAUCAGCCUCCGGACGAGAGGAUUCUUGAAGAACGCCCGAUAUUGGUCGCGGCGUCGGUGGGCAGUUACGGCGCUUACCUGGCUGACGGCUCCGAAUACAGCGGUGAUUACGGCGAGCACGUCGAUCUUGAGUUCUUGAAGAGCUUCCAUCGAAGGAGGGUCAAGGUUCUCGCCGAUUCUGGCCCCGAUAUAAUAGCGUUCGAGACAGUACCGAAUAAGCUCGAGGCUCAGGCAUUUGCAGAGCUAAUUGAAGAAGAAGAAGACAUAAAUAUUCCGGCGUGGCUUUCGUUCAAUUCCAAGGACGGAGUCCAUGUCGUCAGCGGUGAUUCUUUGUCGGAGUGCGUUGCCGUUGCCGAGACGUCCAAGAAGAUCGUUGCCGUCGGGAUCAACUGCACCCCGCCCCGAUUCAUCCGCGACCUCAUUUUAUCGAUCAAGAAGGUGACGAAUAAGCCGAUACUCAUUUACCCGAACAGCGGCGAGAGCUACGACCCCGACCGGAAGGAGUGGGUGCAAAACACUGGGGUUUCGGACAAAAGCUUCGUCUCCUAUGUAACCAAGUGGCGCGAAGUAGGGGCCUCGCUGAUCGGAGGCUGCUGCCGGACGACUCCCGACACGAUCCGCGGAAUUCGUCGGGCCCUCUCCCCGCACGGCAGCCACUGACAUUGUCGGUCGUUUGGUUUGGACUUGGCAAUGAGUUUCAGAAAGUUUGUGAGCAGCAGCAGCAGCAGCUAAAGAGAUACAAAAUGUUUAAUGUCUGAAAGACAAAGUUCUUUUUAUACUAUUUAUUACACGCAGUUUUUAAUAAAAA
Andrographis paniculata is the source of this 1465-nucleotide messenger RNA. RefSeq names its product homocysteine S-methyltransferase 2-like. Gene Ontology annotation, molecular function: zinc ion binding; S-adenosylmethionine-homocysteine S-methyltransferase activity. The record is from RefSeq and is a predicted model, not a curated record. The transcript is spliced from 7 exons. Gene Ontology annotation, biological process: S-methylmethionine cycle. The coding region runs from base 304 to 1317 and encodes 337 amino acids. NCBI's taxonomy places the organism in Eukaryota, Viridiplantae, Streptophyta, Magnoliopsida, Lamiales, Acanthaceae.